Molecule: messenger RNA, 1909 nt
Organism: Salvelinus fontinalis (brook trout)
Lineage: Eukaryota; Metazoa; Chordata; Actinopteri; Salmoniformes; Salmonidae
Product: glucagon-like peptide 2 receptor
Exons: 13
Coding region: 1-1608 (535 amino acids)
Biological process (GO): adenylate cyclase-modulating G protein-coupled receptor signaling pathway; cell surface receptor signaling pathway
Cellular component (GO): plasma membrane
Molecular function (GO): peptide hormone binding; glucagon receptor activity
Source: RefSeq, a predicted model, not a curated record
AUGCUACGACCGGCCUGGCACAGAGGAGGGUGGGCACUAGGGAGUACCACAGUCUCUCCCUUACUCAUACUGCUCCUCUCCAGUCUGCAGGAUCCCCCAUUAGCUGAUGCCAUGAAGCUGACACUCAAAGAGUUGAUCUCUAAAAGGAAUGAAUAUAGGGAGAACUGCACCAGGACUUUAGCAGAAAGCAUCUUCUCAGGAACUGGAACCUACUGUAACGGGACGGUUGACCUAUUUGUGUGUUGGCCCCACUCAGCUCCUGGUAACGUGUCAGUGCCCUGCCCUUCUUACCUCCCCUGGGUCACAGAGGAUGACUCCAGGAGUGUGUACAGGCAGUGUCUGUCCAAUGGGAGCUGGCGACUCCAGGAGAAUUCUUCGGAAGCCUGGCGGGACCAGAGAGAAUGUGAUGAGAAACAUUUCUUUGAAGCCGAGGAGGAUGAGGUGUUUCGCCAAGCAGCACUGAGGGUUAUCUCCAUCGUCGGCUACGCUCUGUCCCUCUUCUCCCUCUCUCUGGCCACUCUCCUCAUGGGCAUUCUCAGGAAGCUCCACUGUACGAGGAACUACAUCCACAUGAAUCUGUUUGUGUCCUUCAUGAUGAGAGCCAUAGCCGUUUUCAUAAAGGAGAUCGUUUUACAUGUCAUGUACACCAAGCUACCCAUUGACGACCCAGGGUGGAACUCAUACUCCAACUCAGUGAUAGCGGUGGUAUGUAAGGCCUCCCGGAUGUCCAUGGAGUAUUUUGUAGCCUGUAACUACUUCUGGCUCCUGGUGGAAGCCAUCUUCCUCCACACUCUCCUCUUCACCGCCGUCCUCACCAAGAGACGGCUGCUCAAGAGAUACAUGCUCAUUGGCUGGGGUACUCCAUUCGUGUUUGUGGUGCCAUGGACAGUUACCAAGGUUUUAUUUGAAAAUGAAGGGUGCUGGGCCAAUAAGGAUAGAUGGAUCUGGUGGAUAAUAAGAGGUCCGAUCUCUUUAUCUGUGUUGGUCAUUUUCUACAUAUUCAUCAAAAUACUAAUGUUGCUGCUCUCUAAGUUAAAAGCAGACCAAGUGAGAUUCACAGACUACAGAUACAGCUUGGCCAGGGCUACACUAGUCCUGAUCCCUUUACUGGGAAUCCACGAGGUGGUUUUCACUCUCCUGAUUGACGAGUGUGUGGAGGGAAACACCCGCUAUGCCAGGAACGUCAUCAACCUCACCCUCAGCUCCUUCCAGGGACUCUUGGUUUCUGUGCUGUACUGCUUCGCCAAUGGAGAGUUCCAGGCGGAGCUGAAGAAGCACUGGCAGCUCUUCCGGUUCACUAACCACUUCCAGGUCACGCCCUGUAUUGACUACCGGGACGCGCCCCUCAAACACCUGUGGAAGUGCUCCAGAGGCCGACGCUCCCAUCAGAGAAAAUCAUAUGAGGAGGAGGGUGGGCCUGCCACACACUCACACCUGCUGCAGGUGGCCUGGCAGGGGGACGGAGGAGGGGCAGUGGCAGGGUGGAGAGGAAGGGGGAGAGAAAUGGGAGGAUUGGAGUUCCACACCAGGAAGAGUCUGUCAGGUAGUGACGGAGAGAUGACGCUGGGAGAGACCAUGGAGGAGAUGCUGGAGGAGAGCGAAUUCUGACCUCCAUCUUGUGGACCCUCCUUUUCUCUCCAGACUGAUAUGAACUGUUACGGGGUCUCGUCUCCUUAUAGAUGGAGUCAUUCCUAUAUGAUUCAAGUCCUUUGACAGACAACGGUCACUUCUUGCGUAUAAUAAUGAUGUUGUAUCUUUGUACAGAUUCUUUGUACAUAUUCUUUGUAUGGUACCUUGUGUAUCAUUGUGUAUGUGAGCAAAGUUCCAUGAUUUUAAUACUAAAUCAUAAAACACACACAGUACCAGUCAAAAGUUUGGACACAGCUACUCAUUCAAGGGUGUUUCUUUA